AUGUCUAUCACUAUUCGAUAUGCGCGCUAUCUAGUCUUUGCCGUCGUGGCACUGGCGCUCUUCUUCUUCGUCUCAAAAUCCUCCAUCCCGAUGCCUACCACCGGGUUAACCACUCCUACACCCAAGACCCCCACAUACGAUUCAGUCAAGUCGCAAAAACCGCAAGUUAUCGGUUCACACCAUGGCGAACGUGUAAAUGCCACCUUUGUCACCCUCGCGCGCAAUUCCGACCUUUGGGAUAUGGUCAAGUCCAUUCGAACAGUCGAAGACCGCUUCAACCACAACUACAACUAUGAUUGGGUAUUCCUGAACGACGAAGAGUUCGAUGACGAGUUCAAGAAAUUGACCACCGCACUGGUCUCCGGCAAAACUCAUUAUGGCCUCAUCCCCGAAGAACACUGGUCAUAUCCAGAGUGGAUCGACCAGGACAAGGCCAAAGAAGCGCGACAGGAAAUGGACCGCAAGAAGAUUAUUUACGGCGGCUCGGAGAGUUACCGCCAUAUGUGCCGUUACGAGUCCGGGUUCUUCUUCCGCCACCCGCUCAUGAUGAACUUUGAGUACUACUGGCGCGUUGAGCCUAGCAUUGAGCUCUACUGUGAUGUCGACUCUGAUCCGUUCCGCUUCAUGAAAGAGAACAACAAGAAGUACAGCUUUGUCAUCAGUCUGUAUGAGUAUGCGGCGACCAUUCCUACCCUGUGGGAUAGCGUGAAAAAGUUCACAGGUAACCACCCUGAGUAUAUCUCCGAGGGAAAUGCCAUGGAAUUCAUCAGCAAUGACGGCGGAGAAACAUACAACAACUGCCACUUCUGGUCCAACUUUGAAAUUGGCAGCUUGGAGUGGCUGCGGUCCGACGCUUAUAUUGACUAUUUCACUUCUUUGGACAAGGACGGUGGUUUCUUCUAUGAGCGAUGGGGCGACGCACCGGUUCACUCCAUUGCCGCUUCUAUGAUGUUGAAGAAAGAGGAAAUCCACUUCUGGGAUGACAUCGCGUACUACCAUGUCCCAUUCACACAUUGCCCCUCGGAUGAAAAGAAACGCCUCGACUUGAGAUGUUCCUGCCAACCGAAGGAUAACUUCGACUGGAAGGAUUACUCUUGCACCAAGCAUUGGUUCGAUAUUACCAAGACGGAGAAGCCGAACGGAUGGGACACGAAAUACGACUGA
Messenger RNA from Penicillium crustosum, 1164 nucleotides. RefSeq names its product glycosyltransferase family 15 protein. Gene Ontology annotation, molecular function: alpha-1,2-mannosyltransferase activity. NCBI's taxonomy places the organism in Eukaryota, Fungi, Ascomycota, Eurotiomycetes, Eurotiales, Aspergillaceae. Gene Ontology annotation, cellular component: Golgi apparatus; membrane. The coding region runs from base 1 to 1164 and encodes 387 amino acids. The record is from RefSeq and is a predicted model, not a curated record. The transcript is spliced from 4 exons. Gene Ontology annotation, biological process: cell wall mannoprotein biosynthetic process; protein O-linked glycosylation; protein N-linked glycosylation.